AUGCUAACACCAAUAGGAUACAAGGGGCUCAUCCGCCAGCCCUACAUCUUCUUUCUAGCGUGCUUCGCUAGCAUCGGAGGUGUGCUUUUUGGGUAUGAUCAGGGCGUUAUCAGCGGCGUCUUGGUCAUGAACAACUUUGCGAAGCAGUUUCCGACCUUAGCAGACGACGCGACUCUCCAAGGAUGGAUGGUGGCGGUGCUGACACUCGGAGCAAUGAUCGGAGCUCUAGUCAAUGGGCCAAUCGCCGACGCUCUCUCCCGACGAUGGACAAUUCUCGUGGCCAACGUUGUCUUCCUCAUCGGGUCGAUUAUCCAGGCUGCAGCCGUCAACGUUCCCAUGAUCUUCGUCGGCCGUUUCAUCGCAGGUUUAUCCAUCGGCCAGUUGUCUAUGGUUGUUCCGCUGUACUUGAGCGAGUUGGCUCCUCCCAAUCUUCGUGGCAGUCUUGUGGCCCUGCAACAACUCGGGAUUACCGUCGGAAUCAUGGUUGCCUUCUGGCUGGAUUACGGCACCCAACAUAUUGGUGGAACUGGUGACGGUCAAUCUCCAGCAGCCUGGCGUCUCCCCUUGGCCUUGCAGUGCGUUCCAUCAAUCGUCCUAGCAGUGGGGACCUUCUUCUUGCCAUACACCCCUCGCUGGUUAUUGAUGAAAGAUCGUGAGGAAGAAGCCCUUGCGACACUAAUCCGCGUCCGCCGCGUGCCCUCCAGUGACCCUCGCCUCAGACUCGAGCUGCUCGAAAUCAUGGCCGCUGCACAAUUCGAUCGAGAGACCACGAAGACGAUGUACCCUGGGGUCACAUCGCGCACGAAGCUUACCGUCGCGAGAUAUAAGUCGUUGUUUGUCGUUCGCCAUCUCAACCGGCGUCUGCUCAUUGCGUGUCUCCUCCAGAUUAUACAGCAAUUCACCGGUAUCAACGCCAUUAUCUACUACGCUCCGAAGAUCUUCCAGAACAUUGGCCUCGAUGGUAAUUCGGUGGACUUGCUGGCCACAGGCGUUGUCGGUUGCAUCAACUUCUUCUCCACGAUCCCCGCAAUCAUGUUCAUGGAUCGCUGGGGUCGAAAGAAGGUGUUGAUCAUCGGCGGUGUUGGCAUGGGUGUCUCACAACUGAUCGUUGGUACACUGUACGCGGUUUACAAGGACUCAUGGGCCAGCAACAAGGCUGCCGGUUGGGCGGCUGCAGUCUUUGUAUGGACUUACAUCGCGAACUUUGCUUUCAGCAUUGGUUGUGUCAACUGGAUCAUGCCAUCCGAGAUAUUCCCUCCUGGCGUUCGGUCCCAGGCAGUCGGGCUAGCCAUUGGCACCAACUGGCUCAGCAACUUUAUCGUCGCUCUCAUCACGCCCAGGAUGCUUGAGGCUAUCAAAUUCGGGACAUUCUACUUUUUCCUCGCUUUCUGCGUGCUCCUGAUCUUUUGGGUCUUCUUCUUCGUUCCAGAGACCAAGGGCGUCAGGAUCGAGGACAUGGACAAGCUCUUUGGCGGCAAUCAAGGUGCGGAAGAUAUGGCGAGAAUGGAGACGAUCAGACGGGAAUUGGGUAUCACUCCCGGGGGCAGUGGAUUGUCCAAGAAGGAAGCCGACGUUGGUGUGAGUGAGAUUGAGAAGGCUUAG
Messenger RNA from Colletotrichum karsti, 1602 nucleotides. RefSeq lists its product as uncharacterized. The transcript is spliced from 9 exons. Bases 1 to 1602 code for a protein of 533 amino acids. Gene Ontology annotation, cellular component: membrane. NCBI's taxonomy places the organism in Eukaryota, Fungi, Ascomycota, Sordariomycetes, Glomerellales, Glomerellaceae. Gene Ontology annotation, molecular function: carbohydrate:proton symporter activity. The record is from RefSeq and is a predicted model, not a curated record. Gene Ontology annotation, biological process: carbohydrate transport; transmembrane transport.